This is a messenger RNA of Kluyveromyces marxianus DMKU3-1042, 3222 nucleotides long. It is a transcript of the gene HMG1, whose product is annotated as hydroxymethylglutaryl-CoA reductase (NADPH) HMG1. Gene Ontology annotation, cellular component: endoplasmic reticulum membrane; peroxisomal membrane. The coding region runs from base 1 to 3222 and encodes 1073 amino acids. Gene Ontology annotation, biological process: ergosterol biosynthetic process; isoprenoid biosynthetic process; coenzyme A metabolic process. The record is from RefSeq and is a predicted model, not a curated record. Gene Ontology annotation, molecular function: protein binding; hydroxymethylglutaryl-CoA reductase (NADPH) activity. Lineage: Eukaryota; Fungi; Ascomycota; Saccharomycetes; Saccharomycetales; Saccharomycetaceae. The transcript has a single exon.
AUGCCUGUACUUUUCAAACAGUUUAAGCAUAUGGCAAAGCCAUUUGCUUAUGUGGCAAGGUUUUCGGCUAAACAUCCAAUUCACGUUAUAUUGGUAACAUUGCUCUUUGCAGCAACGACUUAUCUAUCCGUUAUCGAAUACUACUUCAAUGGAUGGACAAUAGAAAACAAAACUGUUUCAUACCAUGGAUCUAAUUCUGCUAACUCAUUGAAACAUGACAGCUUACAUUUUCAUUACACGCCGAAAGAUUCUCAAUGGUCAGCAUUAUCAGAAGAGGAUUUUGAAAAGAUGAAAUAUCAAUCCACUCCAUUGGCCCAUUACUACUUGUUAGGAUUUGAGUUUCAUUCUGACAAUGAGAGCUUAGUUUUGCCAGAAAUUGAAGGUAAUGUCUAUGAAGAGGGCUCUAUUAAAUAUCUAUUAACUGAUGAACCUGUGAUUUCAAAGACAUUGAAAUCUAAAGAUGAUACAACUUGGACAUUGAGAGCUCACAGACAUAAAUUACUUGAUGUAAAGGCUGGUGUUCUUGCUUUGUACAAAGAGCUUGAAGAAAGAAUCAAUUCUGCUGAACCUUUCGAUAUAUUCAUUGUAGGUUCUGCAUACGUUGCUAUGGUGUACACUUUGAUCUCAUUGUUUCUAGACAUGAGAGUUACGGGUUCGAAAUUUUGGAUUGCAUUGGCUGCCAUUAUCAAUUCAGGCUCGGCAUUUUUCAUGGCACUAUAUACUUCUCAAAAGAUUUAUCACAGACCUGUCACUGCGUUGAGUUUAAUCGAAGGCCUUCCAUUUGUUAUUGUAGUCGUUGGAUUUAAAGACAAGAUUAAAUUGGCCAAGUACGUUGUGGAUCAAUUCAAGAGAUUUGAUGUCUCACAAAAAGUUACCACUUACCAAGUUGUCUACGACGCCAUGAUCCAAGAAGGUGGACGUUUAGUUCAAGACCAUUUAUUGUGUGUGAUUGCAUUUGGUGGAUGUUCCAUCUAUGCCUCAUCCUUAUCUGCUCUUUCAAACUUUUGCUUUUUCUGCGGGUUGUUAUUAGCUUAUGAUUUAAUCUUAACUUCGUCAUUUUUCGCUGCCGUUUUAGCGCUUAAGUUGGAAAUUAGCAUUAUCCACAAAGCUACAACCAUCAAGCAAACGUUGGAAGAAGACGGUGUGGUCCCAUCUACUGCUGGUAUUAUUUCCAAGUCAGAAACUUUGAAGAAGAACAGAGUUUUAAAGUCAUCUUCCUCUCUACUUGUGGGCAAGCUGUUGUUUGUCACUGGUUUCAUUGGAUUCAAUCUUUAUAAUUUUGGUACUAGAUGGACAUAUGAGACAUUUUCAUCUUUGUACUCUAAGAGUCACACCAAUGAAUUGCCUGCUUUUGUUACAUCUAUUAUUGCAAAGGAAAAUAGUGAAGCUGUUGUUUCUCUUGUUCCACCUCAAUUCUAUGAGCCAGCUAAGACUUAUUUCCAAGUUGAAGAUGGAGUUCUUUCUUUGAUCCGUUAUAUAUCUGUUGCCAUCCGUGACAGAUUUGUCAGUAAAGUUUUGAUUUUCGCUUUGAUAAUGAGUGCAUCAAUUAAUGUUUACCUAUUGAAUGCUGCCAGAAUCCACACUGAACUAACUGCUAACGAUAUUCAAAAGAAACGUGCCGCAAAAUUGGUUCCAAAGCCAUAUUCCAACCACAAUGAAAAACAAUCACCAUCCUCUAGUGCCAGCAAUGAAACUAAGGUUGAAACGGUCACUGAACGUAUGCCAGUUGUCGCCAGUAUACAACACGAAAUUGACACUGAAAGUGAUUCUGACAACGGGUCAAGCGAGGUCCGUCCAGUUGAAGAGUUGGUUGAUGUCUUGAAGAGUGGUGAUGUUAAGUCUCUGUCGAAUAGAGAGGUUGUAUCAUUAGUCGUUGCUAAUAAGCUACCUUUGUAUGCAUUGGAAAAGCAAUUGGGUGACACUACACGUGCUGUUGUUGUUCGUCGUAAGGCGCUAGCUAUUUUGGCUGAUGCACCAGUAUUGGCUACGGAACGUCUUCCAUACAAAAACUACGAUUACAACAGAGUGUUUGGUGCAUGUUGUGAAAAUGUUAUUGGUUAUAUGCCUUUGCCAGUUGGUGUUAUUGGACCUUUGAUGAUUGAUGGUGUGUACUACCAUAUUCCAAUGGCUACAACAGAGGGAUGUCUUGUUGCUUCUGCAAUGAGAGGUUGUAAAGCUAUUAACUCUGGUGGUGGUGUUACUACUGUAUUGACUAAGGAUGGUAUGACAAGAGGUCCAUGUGUUCGUUUCCCAUCGUUGAAAAGGGCUGGUGCUUGUAAAAUAUGGUUAGACUCUGAGGAAGGUCAAAACAAGAUAAAGAAGGCCUUCAACUCUACUUCCAGAUUUGCUCGUCUACAACAUGUUCAAACUGCCUUGGCAGGUGAUUUGCUCUUCAUUCGUUUCAGAACCACUACCGGUGAUGCUAUGGGUAUGAAUAUGAUUUCCAAGGGUGUUGAAUUUUCGUUACACCAAAUGGUGGAAGAGUAUGGUUGGAAAGACAUGGAGAUUGUAUCUGUUUCCGGUAACUACUGUAUGGACAAGAAGCCAGCUGCCAUCAAUUGGAUUGAAGGUCGUGGUAAGAGUGUUGUUGCAGAAGCAAAUAUUCCUGGUGAUGUUGUGAGAAAGGUAUUGAAGAGUGACGUUAAGGCAUUGGUUGAUUUGAACAUCUCCAAGAACUUGAUUGGUUCUGCUAUGGCGGGUUCUAUUGGUGGUUUCAAUGCACAUGCUUCGAAUUUGGUUACAGCUGUGUACUUGGCGCUUGGUCAAGAUCCUGCACAAAACGUUGAGUCUUCGAACUGUAUGACGUUAAUGAAGGAAGUUGAUGGCGACUUGAGAAUUUCUGUUUCGAUGCCUUCUAUUGAAGUUGGAACAAUCGGUGGGGGUACCAUUCUUGAACCCCAAAGUGCUAUGUUAGAUCUUCUUGGAGUGCGUGGGCCACACCCUACUGAGCCAGGUAAGAAUGCUCGUCAACUCGCAAAGAUUGUUGCCAGUGCGGUGAUGGCCGGUGAGUUAUCGCUAUGUAGUGCAUUAGCGGCUGGGCAUUUGGUUCAAAGUCAUAUGGUGCACAACAGAGCUAAGCAACCUGUUGCUACUGGAGCUGGAGCUCCAGUUUCGGGUCCAGGCCCUGUCUCCACCCCUGCUAUCGCUACAAAUGGCAAAGAAUUGAGCGCUGAGCAAUUGAAAACCUUAAAAGAGGGUUCAGUGAUUUGCAUCAAAUCGUAA